CCACAGGGCUGAAGAGAAAAAGAGGGAGGAGAGAGUGAAAGAGGGUGAAAGAGACCGCGUGGGUAUGUUUAGAUCCAUCGGAUUCUUUUGGAGAAGCCCUGAAGCAGUGAGGAAUUUUGAUCUGGACUGGGAUAGCGAUCUGAAUCUCGUUGUAGCAUAGAAUUUUUGCUGUUCAAGGCGAUGCGGAGGCCUGAUAUUGCAAUUGCAUAGGCUUCUAAUUCAAAAAAAAAAAAAAGGAUAGGUGCAAUCCAUUGAAGUUUGUUCUUCAGAAGUUUUGCUUUUCAUUAAGGAUGGCUUCUGUUAGUAUGGCGCCGCUGUCAGCUAUGAAAAAUACCAGCUGUAAUGCUUUUGGCAUGGACAGAUUGCCUGAUGAGAUAAAUGACUUGAAGAUAAGGGAUGAUAAGGAAGUUGAAGCAACAAUCGUUGAUGGAAAUGGUACUGAAACAGGACAUAUAAUUGUGACAACUAUUGGGGGUAGGAAUGGCCAACCAAAGCAGACUAUAAGCUAUAUGGCUGAGCGUGUCGUCGGAAAUGGAUCCUUUGGAAUUGUUUUUCAGGCGAAGUGCUUGGAGACUGGUGAAACAGUUGCAAUAAAAAAGGUUCUUCAGGACAAAAGGUAUAAGAAUCGUGAGCUGCAAACCAUGCGUCUUCUUGAUCAUCCAAAUGUCGUCUGUCUGAAGCACUGCUUCUUUUCAACCACUGAGAAGGAUGAGCUUUAUCUUAAUUUGGUACUUGAAUAUGUACCGGAGACUGUUCAUCGAGUAAUUAAGCACUAUAACAAGAUGAACCAAAGAAUGCCGCUAAUAUAUGUGAAGCUUUAUACAUACCAGAUCUGUAGAGCACUAGCUUAUAUCCAUGGCAGUAUAGGUGUUUGCCAUAGAGACAUUAAGCCUCAAAAUCUUUUGGUCAAUCCACAUACACACCAACUAAAGUUAUGUGAUUUCGGAAGUGCAAAAGUCCUGGUGAAAGGAGAGCCGAAUAUAUCAUAUAUAUGUUCCAGAUAUUACAGAGCUCCUGAGCUGAUUUUUGGUGCAACCGAGUAUACCUCAGCAAUUGACAUCUGGUCUGCUGGCUGCGUUCUUGCUGAGCUUCUAUUAGGGCAGCCUCUCUUCCCUGGAGAGAGUGGAGUAGACCAACUAGUUGAAAUAAUAAAGAUUCUAGGCACCCCAACUAGAGAAGAAAUCAAAUGUAUGAAUCCAAAUUAUACUGAAUUCAAGUUUCCUCAGAUCAAAGCUCAUCCGUGGCAUAAAAUUUUCUACAAAAGAAUGCCACCUGAAGCUGUAGAUCUUGUUUCUAGGCUUCUCCAGUACUCCCCUAACCUUCGCUGCACAGCGUUUGAAGCAUUAAUCCACCCUUUCUUUGAUGAGCUUCGAGAUCCAAACACCCGCUUACCAAAUGGAAGGUUCCUUCCACCGCUCUUUAAUUUCAAGCCUCAUGAAUUGAAGGGAGUUCCCGUGGAGAUGCUACUGAAACUCAUUCCGGAGCACGCCAGAAAGCAGUGUCCUUUCCUAGGUCUGUAAUGUGUUGUUGGGAAGAUUAUCAACAAUCCUGAAUCGGAUAUUUCAGAAGGAACGAUAAGUCUGCGGCAUUAGCUGGCCCCAAGUGAACUUUUCUCUUGAUUUUUUUGUUUGAUUUGGAGUUUUCCAUAGCCCUCGGUGCCUGUUAUUGUAAAGCAGAUUUAGGUCUGCUAAGCUUUAAAAUCUGACUGGCUUUGCUAACCCCUUUGCUUCUCUCUAUCUAUUAUGCAAGAAAUUUGUAAAAUUGAUGGGGAAGAGAGAUUCUUUUUUAUUAAGUU
Molecule: messenger RNA, 1795 nt
Organism: Dendrobium catenatum
Lineage: Eukaryota; Viridiplantae; Streptophyta; Magnoliopsida; Asparagales; Orchidaceae
Product: shaggy-related protein kinase NtK-1-like
Exons: 12
Coding region: 291-1520 (409 amino acids)
Biological process (GO): protein phosphorylation; signal transduction
Cellular component (GO): cytoplasm
Molecular function (GO): ATP binding; protein serine/threonine kinase activity
Source: RefSeq, a predicted model, not a curated record